AUGCCGUCGAGUAUAAGAGCGCAAGAGUUUCCCAGCCAGCGGUUGCAGAACAAGUGCUCAAGAGCGGCCGGUCGAUCAGAGAUGGACACCUGGGCCUGCACAGCACUCUCCGACGUCAACAUAGCCGAUGCCACCGGUUUUGAUCAGUGUCCGUCUCCGCUUGGGACGGACUACCGAGACCAGCGUCUCCGCCAUGCUGAGCUUGAGCGAGCCGUGCAGGAGCUCCGCGAAAAGGUCGACGAAGAGGUGCAUAAGCGUCAGGUGGUCGACUUUGACCGGGAGCUGGCUAUCGAUGCCUUGAGAGAGAAGACCGAGGAGGUCAGGCAGCGAGACGAGACGAUCGACGCGCAGAACGCUCUGUUGAGUCUGGCCUGGGCUGACGCGCAAGAUUUGGCCUCGUCCCACCAGAGCACGCAAGAUGCAUUGCAGCUAUUGAAGGAGUAUAUCGAGGGCAUACUGGCGAGCACGCCGGAUCCGGAGCUCAAUGCGAACAAGAAGCGCAGACUUUCAGAGCCAGUUCUGCUCUGCAAGGUCAAGGACGUGUAG
This is a messenger RNA of Emericellopsis cladophorae, 546 nucleotides long. RefSeq lists its product as uncharacterized. Bases 1 to 546 code for a protein of 181 amino acids. The transcript has 2 exons. The record is from RefSeq and is a predicted model, not a curated record. Lineage: Eukaryota; Fungi; Ascomycota; Sordariomycetes; Hypocreales; Bionectriaceae.